CCUGCGGUGAUGUGGUGGGAACAGCCACGGUGCGAAGCCGGCAACGUUUGCACCGGGGAAUUAAGGAAUGCAUCCGGAAAAGAAAAUCAACAUUAAAGUUUAUGACUUUUGAGCCGAACUUGGCGCAACGGUACAGAGGGAUAUUAGCCUGCUCCGCUGUCUGUAACGUGGCACCAAGUCAAAAGUGGCCACAAUCCUUGGCAGCAGGGAAUCAGGCGUGCCGCAGUAGAUCGGAAAUAUACCAUCAUUUGUUUCAGAUGCAGCUGAAUUUUAUUUCCCCCAAGUUAUUUCUGUUUCGCCACUAAACCGCACACAAUUCUGCACACGCCCAAUUAUUUCCCAAGCAACGUGUUGCCCCGCCGCCGUGUUGCAAUGUUAAUUAGUCGAGUUCGUGCCCUUUCAUUUUUUUCGCCUUGUAACCAAAGGUUAGACGCGGAGUGGCGAGCAGCCCUGGGCCAUCUGAAGCCGACUGUUGCGGCUCUCAGCGAGCGACACCUGGGCACUGGAGGAGAAAUGCGGAAGUCCGUGGUUUAAAUAGCGAGAACCGCCGUCAAAAAAAACACCCCGGAAUAAACCUAGCCUUUGUUUUGGGUUUAUUUUGUAUCCGCGCAUCUGGUAACAGAAGUAUUCUCAGGGGAGGGGCAGACUGAACUGUCAGACGCGCUUGUGUGUGUGUGAGUGUGUGUGAGUGCGUGGGGUUUGGCAGACCAUGGGGAUUUCUUCCUGCUUUAUGUUGCUGCAUCACAGCCGAGACCUGGGCUCGGACGCGAGUCUCUGUGGCUGAAGCUGCUCUCAAGGAGAUGUCGGGACCAUCGGCAGAGCGAGCCAGAGAUUCGGCUUUGAUUGUCCCACUUGUUCGGUUCAGAAGACUGGAGGUUGAGAAGUGACUCCAGGCAGCGAUGUCAGGCUUAGCAAGUGUGUCUUGUCGGCACUUUAGACCGAAGAGCGUGAGGAAACCUGCGCUGCUCUGUGUCCUCCUGUGGGUCGCCUGCUGGUUUCUUGUAAACAUAUCAACCUUCAUACACAGGAAUAUCUUUGCGGAGUAUUGUACUGACCAGAAAAGUAAAGGAAUUCUCGGUAGACUGUGCCUUGGUUACCAGCAGGGAUUACUGACAGGAGACCUGUGCAAGGAUUUGUGUGUCACCCAAACAAUGGUUUAUAAACGAUGCCUCUACUAUGAUAAAGGUAAAAAAGUUAUACAGGCUGAUUGGAAUGGACAACCAAUAAUUCUGAAAUCCAAGCUAGAAGACUUCUUAAGCUACGACAGCCUGUACCUCCUGGAUGAACAAGAAAGCAGGUCCAUUCCAGAAAUUGACAUCUUGGUCUUUACUGCACUGGAAAUCAAACACUCCUUGGGUCUGGAAGUGAAGAAUGUUACAGCACCACAACUAUGGACCAAGCACUUAAAAGACAGGAGGGGCUCAUUCUCAAGGGCAGAGCUGGCCAGUAUGUGGUCCCUGCUGCAGCAAGAGGAAUACGUAUUCUUCCAGUUACUGCAGGAUCUCAGUAAACAUGUUCUCAAAAUGAUAGGCUCCUGUGGACAUUUCUAUGCUGUCGAGUACCUUACAGCCGGCCACGCUUGGCAUCACAACCUUUUCUCCCUGGAGGAGCUGAGCCCCCACUCCUGGCGUGGCAGCAGCAGCAAGGCAUUGUGGCAGGCGACUAAUAGCAUUGCACUUAGCUUCCUUGAUCUAGCGGGGCACUUUGAGAAUGACUUUUCCCACCCGCUUCAUCUCUGUGACAUCAAGCCGGAGAACUUUGCUAUCAGGGCUGAUCUAACGGUUGUUGCAAUAGAUGUAGACAUGGCUUUUUUUGAACCCAAAAUGCGUGACAUCCUUGAACAAAAUUGUACAAAGGACGAAGACUGCAGUUUUUUUGACUGUUUCUCUCAUUGUAAUUUAAAGACUCAAAGAUGCAGAGCAGAGCGUUCAAAUAACAACCUGCAGGUCAUUUGUGAUAAAAUAUUCCGCCCUUUAUUCUCGCCACAGCUGAGUGAACACAGGGUGCGCCAUCCACUGCAAUCCCAGCUGUACAGAGCUGUAACGAGGUGUGCCGAGCUGUCCAAGCAUGGCAAUGUGGACACGAGGACUACAGAGGACACAUUUUCUGAACUGUACAAUUUGUUUAAGGCUGGUCAGAGAAAACAAUGAAAUAAAAUCAGCUGACUACCAAAACAUUUAAAGAGUAGCCUCCUUCACAUACGUUGGUAUCCAAGAGAUCUCCAUAAGAAGUAUUUGCAAUGACUUUACUGAUCUGACAAUCAUGACAGUUUUGUAUAUUGGUGCUUCUAACUGAAACUGCAGAAAAAUGAGCAAUGACAAUGCAGGAAAGGAGAAUAUGAAGGUUAUAUAAAGAAUGCCUCGAUCCUCUUAA
Messenger RNA from Amblyraja radiata (thorny skate), 2373 nucleotides. RefSeq names its product divergent protein kinase domain 1C (gene dipk1c). The coding region runs from base 900 to 2150 and encodes 416 amino acids. NCBI's taxonomy places the organism in Eukaryota, Metazoa, Chordata, Chondrichthyes, Rajiformes, Rajidae. The transcript has 4 exons. The record is from RefSeq and is a predicted model, not a curated record.